UAUGCAAAGGCCCUCAUCCACAAAGGCCACAGUUAUCUGUUUUGGUAUCCAGAGCCAGAAUGUAGUGCAUCUGAUGAGUUCAUGAGUGCAGGUGUACAAUCUGGGGAUGUAGGGAUUCACAAUGAUUUAGGGGGCUUUGACUUUCUCUUCAACAUCUUUGAAAAUGCUGAACAUCCAAUCAAU
This is a messenger RNA of Guyanagaster necrorhizus, 183 nucleotides long. RefSeq lists its product as uncharacterized. NCBI's taxonomy places the organism in Eukaryota, Fungi, Basidiomycota, Agaricomycetes, Agaricales, Physalacriaceae. The annotation marks the transcript as partial. The record is from RefSeq and is a predicted model, not a curated record. The transcript has a single exon.